AUGGAUUGGCAAGGGCAAAAGCUAGCUGAGCAGCUGAUGCAACUGCUAUUGGUAUUUUUCGCAGUAGCUGCCUUUAUUACGGGAUAUGUUCUGGGGUCCUUUCAGACCAUGAUGCUCAUUUAUGCAGCUGGAGUUGCAUUAACUUCGGUUACUACUAUUCCUAACUGGCCAUUUUUCAAUCGUCACCCUCUCCAUUGGUUGGACCCAAAAGAAAAGGCUGAAUAUUUGGGCAUUUGGGGCUGGCCCUCUAUCGACAAUAAUGAUUCGUUUGCAAGCGGUGCUGUUAUAGAUGUUGAGGACGACCAGAAGGAUUCGAAGGUGGUUUCUGGAGGUCAACAAAAUGAAAGUCUGGCUGAUACUUUUCUGCAACAGCACAUCCCUUUACAUUUCGUGGAGGUGACGGUUGGUGGAGUCACCCUGGUGACUCUAUGUCGGAUGAGACCAUGGAUGAUGUUCUCUUCGGGAGCUCUGCCUCUGCCACAGAGUUUGUGGAGGAACUCGAUGGCCAAUUCUCCGGGAUGCCGACCGCAAAACAUUUGUUGUUGA
This is a messenger RNA of Striga hermonthica, 546 nucleotides long. Lineage: Eukaryota; Viridiplantae; Streptophyta; Magnoliopsida; Lamiales; Orobanchaceae. The record is from the annotation of a GenBank genome assembly.